This is a messenger RNA of Eimeria necatrix, 1081 nucleotides long. RefSeq lists its product as hypothetical. NCBI's taxonomy places the organism in Eukaryota, Apicomplexa, Conoidasida, Eucoccidiorida, Eimeriidae. The transcript has a single exon. The record is from RefSeq and is a predicted model, not a curated record. The annotation marks the transcript as partial.
GUCCCGGGCCCGCACAAGUGCGGACGCUCCGUCCCCUGCAGCAGCAGCAGCAGCAGCAGCAGCAGCAGCGGCGGCAGCGGCAGUGGGGUGCGCGCUCACGCGGGCCCUCGAGCCAAACAGCAGCAGCAGCAGCAGCAGCAGCAGCAGCAGCAGCGGCAGCGGGGUGCGCGCUCACGCGGGCCCUGCAGCCAAACAGCAGCAGCAGCAGCAGCAGCAGCAGCAGCAGCAGCAGCAGCAGGGGGGGGGGACUGACUCUGGUGCAGUAGGCGCCGAGGGGACAGGGCCCUGCGGAGUUGUCUUCUUUGAGUUGUGGGGUUGGAGACUCUGCUGCAGCAGCACAGAAGAAGCCCUCGCUGCAGACGCCGGAGACAGUUUGGCUGCUGCUGCUGCUGCAGUAGAAGCCGGGGGGGCAGCUGCGGCAGCUGCUGCUGUGCUGCUGCAGCAAAUGCGAACUCAGAGUCCCCGGGGGACAGCUCGAGGGGACUGCUGCUGCUGCUUCGCAGUAGAAGCCCGCGGGGCACUGCAGCGGGGCCUCCAUCCCUUCCUCCGGGCAGUAAAACCUGCAGCAGCAGCAGCAGCAGCAGCAGCAGCAGCAGCAGGAGGGAGACACUUGGGAGCGAAGGGCGCCCGCAGCAGCAAACCGCAGCAGCAGCAGCAGGAAGGAGACAGUUGGGGGCGAAAGGCGCCCGCCGCAGCAACCCGCAGCAGCACAGCAGCAGCAGCAGCAGCAGCAGCAGCAGCAGCAGCAGCAGCAGCAGCAGCAGCAGACCCUGGCGGGCAUUGCCUGCACUCUGGCUGGUUCUUAUCAGGAUUGAAGGUGCCGGGGAGACACAGCGAAGGCUCUGCUGCUCCCUGGAGACAAAAGGCCCCCGGGGGGCCCCCCCCGCUGCGGGGGUGGGGGGCCCCCCCCCCGCAGCAGUACCCUGCUGCGCAGGGCCCCGAGGGGCCCCUCGCUGUACUCCCCUCGCAAAAGGCCCCCCCAGGACAGGGCCCGCAGGCGGAGACAGUUAAGCCAACUGUCUCCGAAUUCAAAGUCCCCGAGGGACAACUCAAGUGCUGCAAAGUCCCCGAGGGACAAUAA